Molecule: messenger RNA, 1209 nt
Organism: Meloidogyne enterolobii
Lineage: Eukaryota; Metazoa; Nematoda; Chromadorea; Rhabditida; Meloidogynidae
Source: the annotation of a GenBank genome assembly
AUGAUAUAUGGAGGAAUGCGUUCUUUGAAGGCUAUGGUUUGUGAGACUUCUGUUCUUGAUCCUGAUGAGGGAAUUCGUUUCCGUGGUUAUUCUAUACCUGAAUGUCAAGAAAAGUUACCUAAAGCUGCUGGGGGAAGCGAGCCUUUGCCUGAAGGAAUUUGGUGGUUGUUGUGUACUGGAGAUAUUCCUGAUCAGAAACAAGUAAAUGCAAUCAGUAAGGAAUGGGCAGCACGUGCAGAUUUGCCUGAUCAUGUUGCUCAAUUGCUUGAAACUACGCCACCAAAUCUCCAUCCAAUGGCACAAUUUGUUGCGGCAAUUGCAGCAUUGCAGACUGAAUCUAAAUUUGCGCAAGCAUAUUCUAAGGGUGUAGCAAAGAGUACUUACUGGGAGUAUACUUAUGAGGAUUCAAUGAACUUACUUGCAAAAUUGCCUACUAUUGCAGCUACUAUUUAUAGAAAUCUUUAUCGUGAGGGAACAUCUGUGGGAGUUAUUGACGUCAAUAAGGAUUGGUCUGCUAAUUUCUGUUCGAUGCUUGGUUAUACCGAUCCUGUAUUUGUCGAGUUGAUGCGACUUUACUUGGUUAUUCAUUCUGAUCAUGAAGGAGGAAAUGUGUCUGCGCAUACAUGCCAUUUAGUUGGAUCGGCUCUUUCGGAUCCCUACCUCUCUUUCUCUGCGGCAAUGUCGGGUCUCGCUGGACCUCUUCAUGGAUUGGCAAAUCAGGAAGUUCUCGUUUUCCUCACAAAAUUAGUUGGCGAAGUUGGACACGACUAUACUGAAGAGGAGCUCAAACGAUGGGUCUGGGAUCAUCUCAAGAGUGGAAAGGUCGUUCCUGGUUAUGGACAUGCCGUACUUCGAAAGACCGAUCCUCGCUACACUUGUCAACGUGAAUUUGCUUUGAAACAUUUGCCAAAGGAUCCGCUAUUCAAACUUGUUUCUGACCUCUACAAGAUAACACCAAACAUUCUAUUGGAGCAAGGAAAGGCAAAGAAUCCGUGGCCAAACGUUGAUGCACAUUCUGGGGUUCUUCUGCAAUAUUUUGGAAUGAAAGAGAUGAGUUACUACACCGUCCUUUUUGGUGUUUCUCGAGCUUUGGGUUGCUUAUCACAAAUGAUUUGGGCGCGUGGAAUGGGAUUGCCACUUGAACGACCUAAAUCACACAGUACUGAAGGACUUAUGAAGUUAGCGAAGACAGCAAAAGGAGAGAAAUAA